GUCAUCACAAAUUACAAACAAACAUGGCGUCGCUCGGAAGCGGGACAGCCUGCCUGACGGCUUUUGCGCUAACUGCGGCGCUGUUAGCGGUAUUUUCUGUGACAGGGCCGCGCGGACCCGGGCCGGUCCUGUGUCUGACUGGUGUCACCGUGCUGGCGUUGCUGUGGGUGCGGAGCUUGCGGCAGCGGGACGGUGGGACUGAGCGGCGGGUGUGUGUGCUGGUGCUGGGGGACAUCGGUCGCAGUCCACGGAUGCAGUAUCACGCCUUGUCCCUCAGCAAACACGGAUAUAACGUGACUUUUGUCGGGUUUGUAGACACCAAACCUCAUCCAGAUGUGCUGAGAGAGGAGAACAUCAGGAUAGUGCCCAUAGCAGAGGUGAAAGGUGUGCGAGUGGGACCGAAGCUCCUCACGUAUGUGACGAAGGUGCUGCUUCAGUGUCUGCAGCUGCUUCUCGUGCUGCUGAGGACGGAGCUGCAGUCUCAUGUUCUGCUGCAGAAUCCCCCUGGUCUGCCCGGUAUCGCAGUGGCCUGGUUCGUGUGCGUCCUGCGUGGCAGCGACUUCAUCAUCGACUGGCACAACUACGGCUACACCAUCAUGGCCCUGAGUCACGGCCAGAGACACCCGGUGGUGCGACUGGCCAAGUGGUAUGAGCACGUCUUCGGGCCUUUGGCAUCUCACAACCUGUGUGUUACCAAAGCGAUGAAGGACGACCUGCAGAAAAACUGGGGCAUCAAGGCGACGACUCUAUACGACAGACCAGCCUCCAUCUUCAGAGAGACUCCAGUGAAGCUGCAGCACGAGCUCUUCGUGAGACUGGCCAACACGUAUCCUCAGUUCCAGCACAGAGGGUCUGAGGGUGAGGUGGAGGUGGAGAGGACAAUCUUCUCAGUUCGUGAUCUCACUGAUAACUCUGUGACUUUGAGGACAGAGCGACCGGCGCUGCUGCUCAGCAGCACCAGCUGGACAGAGGAUGAGGAUUUCUCCAUCCUGCUGAAGGCUCUGGAAGAGUACGAAGGUUUUAUUAAAGAAGGAGCUUCGUUACCAUCUUUGGUCUGUGUGAUCACAGGUAAAGGUCCUCAGAAACAACACUACAGGAAGCUGAUAGACUCUUUGCAUUUAGAACAUGUGCAGAUCUGCACUCCCUGGCUGGAGGCAGAAGACUAUCCAGUUUUAUUAGGUUCAGCAGACCUGGGCGUUUGUCUCCACAAGUCAUCCAGCGGACUGGACCUGCCCAUGAAGGUGGUGGACAUGUUCGGCUGCUGUCUGCCCGUCUGUGCUAUCCACUUCGACUGUUUACAUGAGCUGGUGAAACACGGGGAGAACGGGCUGAUCUUCAGAGACUCUCAGGAGCUCGCUGAGCAGCUGAAGUCUCUCCUGUCAGAGUUUCCCAGUUCAGAGGGGAGACUGGGUUUGUUCAGGAGGAACCUCCGCACCAGCAGAGGGCAGCGCUGGGACGACAACUGGGACCAGAACGUCCUGCCUCUCAUUGCUGCUCCGAGAUAAACACCGGGUUCGGUUUUUUUAAGGACCAAUACCUAAAAUGUUGUUGUUGGCUGAAGGGCAGGGAGGUGGUGUUAGAAUAUCUGGAGGAGCUUGUUUGUUUACGGUCUCGUAGUGUGAAGGUGGAGGAUUCAGAGCAGAGAACUUGAAUGUAUAAAAGAAACUUUGAUACGACGUAUGUUUGUAAAUAAAAUCUUUAUUGUUUCAUCUG
Messenger RNA from Toxotes jaculatrix (banded archerfish), 1713 nucleotides. It is a transcript of the gene alg1, whose product is annotated as ALG1 chitobiosyldiphosphodolichol beta-mannosyltransferase. Gene Ontology annotation, cellular component: endoplasmic reticulum. The transcript has 13 exons. Gene Ontology annotation, molecular function: mannosyltransferase activity. The record is from RefSeq and is a predicted model, not a curated record. The coding region runs from base 24 to 1505 and encodes 493 amino acids. Lineage: Eukaryota; Metazoa; Chordata; Actinopteri; Toxotidae.